Molecule: messenger RNA, 404 nt
Organism: Telopea speciosissima
Lineage: Eukaryota; Viridiplantae; Streptophyta; Magnoliopsida; Proteales; Proteaceae
Product: mini zinc finger protein 1-like
Exons: 2
Coding region: 24-299 (91 amino acids)
Biological process (GO): regulation of developmental process; regulation of DNA-templated transcription
Cellular component (GO): nucleus
Molecular function (GO): transcription cis-regulatory region binding; DNA-binding transcription factor activity
Source: RefSeq, a predicted model, not a curated record
CACUUUGUUAUCCAAAGUACAACAUGAGGCCUCAAGAAGAACCAAAGAGGGUCUCUAAUGGUUCGUUGGCCAAGAAGGAGAAUAAGGUAGUGAGGUAUAGAGAGUGCAGGAAGAACCAUGCAGCAAACAUCGGCGGUUACGCGGUAGACGGUUGUAGAGAAUUCAUGGCUUCUGGAGAGGAAGGAACCAGUGCUGCCCUAAGGUGUGCUGCUUGUAGUUGCCACAGGAGCUUCCAUAAGAGGGAGGUGGAGAGUGACAGUUUCUGUGACUGCUCCUCAGAUUCCACCACUAAGAAAUGACUCAUUUCUGCCAGAAUUGAUGAUAUGGGAUUUUGAAGUUGAAAGAGAGUCAGAAUUAAAGCUUCUUCAGUAGGAUUAGAGAGAUUUAAAAAACAACAAAAAUAU